Molecule: messenger RNA, 4193 nt
Organism: Sphaerulina musiva SO2202
Lineage: Eukaryota; Fungi; Ascomycota; Dothideomycetes; Mycosphaerellales; Mycosphaerellaceae
Product: PLP-dependent transferase
Exons: 2
Coding region: 110-2482 (790 amino acids)
Biological process (GO): Mo-molybdopterin cofactor biosynthetic process
Molecular function (GO): molybdenum ion binding; pyridoxal phosphate binding; molybdenum cofactor sulfurtransferase activity
Source: RefSeq, a predicted model, not a curated record
CGCCAAUGUCGCUCCAGCCGCGCAAGCUGCAACGGAAGUCUGGCUGGCUCGACCAAGGCUGAGAGACUUCGGAGUCCGAGAGGCCCUCUCCCGACACUCGUACUCGACAAUGCCUUCCAGAAUCGAUCUAGACGCAUACAAUGCGCACAUUGAGCAGAUGCGGAUGGCCGAGUAUCCCAUGCUCAAAGACGCCCUCUACCUGGACCAUGCUGGCGCAACGUUGUACAGUCGAUCUCUCAUGGACCGGUUUCAUGCUGACAUGAUGGCGAACUUGUACGGCAACCCACACUCGGCAUCACCUUCUAGUCAGAGAUCUACCCUCGAAAUUGAGGCUGUCAGACACGAGGCCCUGCGCUUGUUCGAUGCCGACCCAGACGUCUUUAAUCUCGUCUUUACCGCCAAUACGACAGCUGCGAUCAAAUUGAUUGCGGACGCCUUUCAUGCCCAGGACGCGGGAUUCUGGUUCGGAUACCAUGUCGACUCCCAUACCAGUGUUGUUGGCGUUCGGGAGUCUGCUAAGCUACAUCAUUGCUUCGAGUCGGACAAUGAAGUGGAAACGUGGCUGGGAGCUGAUGGGUCACGAGGAUGUGGCUUGAGAUUAUUUGCAUAUCCCGCGCAGUCUAAUAUGAAUGGGCGGAAACUCCCUACGAGCUGGACGGGCGGCUGUAAGUCUCGCGAGACUUAUACCCUGUUGGAUGCGGCAGCGUGUGCUGCGACAUCGCCACUUCGUUUGAGCGAUGUGGACGCCGCUCCAGACUUUACCGUACUCAGUUUUGCGAAAAUGUUUGGAUUCCCAGAUCUCGGUGCGCUGAUCGUCAAAAAGAACUGCGCCCAUCUUUUUCAGGGACGAAGGUACUUUGGCGGAGGCACAGUAGACAUGGUGGUCUGCGUGAAGGAGCAAUGGCAUGUUGCAAAGUCGGCAAAUUUGCAUGAACAGCUCGAGGACGGCACAUUACCCGUGCACAGCAUCCUCGCACUGAAGUCCGCAAUGCAGACCCAUUGCGAGUUGUAUCAAUCUCUAGAUCAUGUCGUGAAGCACACGUCGGCACUUUCCAAACAGCUAUAUGAAGGAUUAUGCGCUUUGCGCCAUGCCAAUGGACGCUCCGUGUGCAAGAUCUACAAGGACAAGAGAGCUACCUAUGGCGAUACUCGUACCCAGGGCCCUACAAUCGCAUUCAAUCUGCAAGAUAGCUCCGGACACUGGGUCAGCAAUGCCGAAGUCGAGAAGCUAGCAUCCGUCAAGAACAUCCACCUCCGAACCGGAGGCCUGUGCAAUCCCGGUGGUAUUGCGAAGAGUCUCGGACUAGCAGCAUGGGAGAUGCGCGAGAACUUUUCCCUGGGCUUUCGUUGUGGAGGGGACAACGACAUUAUGAACGGCAAACCGACUGGCGUGAUCCGAGUGAGUCUAGGUGCCAUGAGCACGAAAAACGACGUGAUGCGAUUCGUGGAUUUCGUAGACGAGUUCUUCAUCGACAAAACGAGCACUCCUCUUCCGCCCCCAUCCUGGACAUUACGCGGCAGCUCGCAAACCAGCUUCUAUGUCGAGAGCCUUGCCGUCUAUCCCAUCAAGUCCUGUGGAGCUUGGCAGGUUCCAAUGGGUACAUCGUGGGACAUUCGUCGCGAAGGGUUAGUAUGGGACCGAGAAUGGUGCAUUGUCAAGCAGAGCACGGGAGUUGCGUUGAGUCAAAAGGCACAUCCUCGUAUGGCUUUGAUACAGCCUCAGUUGGAUUUCCAGCGUGGUGUAUUGAGAAUCUGCCGGCAAGACAGUCCGGAGCAGAUUACGGUACCGCUGUCGAAAGAUCCAAGCUUUUUUUCGACCGAUAUGAAAUUGGGCGGUACGACGGUCUGCGGCGACAAGAUCUCUGCACGUAUCUACACUGCACCGUCCACUGCAGACUUUUUCACCAAAGCCGUGGGAGUUCCUUGUACAUUGGCUCGCUUCCCGGCAGCGACGCUGGCGAACUCUUCCACACGACACAGCAAAGCUCACUUGCACGACGGAACGACUGUGGGAGACCGACCACCGCCCAUCUUACUGAGUAACGAGUCGCCGAUACUGACCAUUUCGCGCUCAUCACUCAAUCGUCUCAACGAAGUCAUCAAAGCCAAAGGCGGCAAAGCAGCACAUCCCGCCGUCUUUCGAGCCAACAUUGUGCUCGCGGAGUCGCCAUUGCUGGCACCGGGACAGGAGCAACCGUAUGCAGAGGACUACUGGGGAGGUAUGAGCAUCGGAGGGUCUGCUACAGCACCAGCAGGCGGCGUGUGCUUUGAUUUUUUGGGUGGCUGUCGUCGCUGUCAAAUGGUGUGCAUUGAUCAAGUCAGUGGUGAAAAGAAUCAGGAGCCCUUCAUUACGCUGGCCAAGACUCGAAGGUUUGGUGGAAGGGUGCUCUUUGGCGUGCACACGGCUCUGCGGCAACACACUCAUACCUCACGAAUGACGAUUCGCGUGGGCGAUACGGCAACGAUGUGGCACCGGCAGUAGUCAGAAAUCAAAUACACACUUCAGAUAUGCGCCAUCACUCGAGCUCCCUCCCUGAUGAACUGCUGGAGCUUCUCCGACAUGGAGUGCAGUAGUGCUUGCAGCUGCAAUCUUUCCUGCUCCAACUCGACAGGAUCAUCUGUUGCCAGCGGAGCAAAUGCGCUCGACCAGUUCAGGCGACUAUUGACCAGCCAGGCCACUGUCUUUGGUUCCACACUCCAUCGGAGCGUCGCUCGAAAAUCGGACAGUGUGACAAUGGGGAUAUCGCUUGGCAGAGUUGGGUGGAAAAUGGGUCGACAUAGCUCGUUUCUGGUCGCCUCAUCCGCGUAGGCAGCCUCGACAUGGCCGAUGAAUGCGGCCGAGAAGACUUGUUGGCAGAAGCGAACCGGCUGGAGCGUGAUUUUUUCAGGAGUGAAAAUGGGUACCGCUGGUCGCUUCUCGAGUCCGUUGGCGGAGCAGUCAAUAUAUACUGUGUCGGGCACCGUGGGCUGGACACCAUGCUGGAAGACGAUUUCCUGGGCGUCGAUGGAGAUGACCCGACCUAAACGAACGACAUUUUUGAUCUUCCGAAUCUCGUCCAGUUCUGCCAGAGUGACCGUCGCGCAUCGAAAGGACGUGGGCCAGACCUUCUGGUCCAAUCGCAGCAUCAUCCCGGCUGCCUCCAACCGCAGCAAGUAGUCUUCGAGCGAGGUGGCGCUCAGCGUACACUCGACCUGCCUUUUCAUCGCUUCCUUUGCUCGAUCAUCAUAGAGAUCCUGCCAGUGCGCUCGAUCGUACAGCCAAGCAUCACGAGGCAUGACCCAAGUAAUCUGCUGCGGCCGAAUUCCCAUACUCAGCAGCCAAAGACAAGUAUCGAUGCCCGUCUUGCCCGACCCCACGACAGUAUAAUGAGAAUACGGCCGAGACAGCGUCACCAGCUCAUUCGGCGUCAUCACUUUCACGUCUGCAGCGACUUGAAACGGAGGCGGCCGCAUCGACGGCACCGUCACUUUCAUAUACGUCGCAUCCACAAUCCUCGUCUGCCUCCCCACCUCAAACCUCUCCCCCGUCAAAUUCGAUCGAAAUUCUCUUUUUCCUUCUAUCCACUCACACUUGGGAAAAUACUGCACUCGACCCGAAGGCAACAAAACUUCUUGCACCACUUGAUGAAAGUACGCGCACACUUCAUCGGAAGAAGCGAGUUCGUAUAAACCUUUGUUGAAACCGACUUGGUCGAUUUUGUUUUGUCCGAGAAUUUUCGAGUUGACGCCGUAGAAUGCCGAGGGUUGAUGGAGGUGUACGAAGGGGUACGAGGUUGUCCAGUGGCCUCCUGGGCGGGCGUAUCUGGGGAAACAGGAAUUAUUACAAUUACAAUCAUGUCCUCGGAACAAGCAACACGAAGGCAUAAGACGAAAGAAAGGAGAAGAAGAAACUACUUACUUAUCAACCAAAGCAAACGUCGCAAUGGGAUUCGCUGUCAAAACUGCAUCGAGAAAUGCUAGUCCCAUGGCUCCUGCCCCGAUGACGAGGUAAUCUACGUCAAUGGGAGUGGGAGGAGAUGUCGAUGCCAUCUUGUAUGAUGGAUGGAUGGAUGUAGGUAUCCCAGGCGGUUUCUAAUCAUCUCGCAUUGGAUGAUAGACUGCUGCACGGAAACACACACACAGAGAAAGAGAAAGCGAGGAAAAAUCUCACCGAGAUCCCACAUCUCUUCCCGUCACGGGUCCGGAUUGACGAG